AUCGCCGGCCUCCGGCCUCACGGAGACGUAGCCGAUUGAGCGAUCGCGGAGGCAGAUCGAGCGGCGCCAUGGAUGAGGAAUGGCCACUUGUUGGAUGUGCGCUAGGGCUUCUUCUCUGGAGGUGAUGGUGUUCCAUCUCAGGGUUGACAGAAAUUCCCAAUCUUGCCCUCUGUAAGUCUAACUAACCCCUCCGUCGCAUCGUUAUCGUCAUCUCCUCCUCCGAUCGCCGUGGUUCCGCCGGAAACCGCCGCCGUACUCACGUAUGUCUGUCUCCGUCGCGGUUCCGUCCGCCUCUCUCCGUCGCGAUCCGAGUUCCGAGCGUUUGUUAGAUUCUGGAUUCCGAAGGGGGGAUGAAGAUACUGCAGUAUCCAGUAAAGCAGCCCCAAUCAAGAAAAAAUAUGCUAUCAACACCAUGAAAUGCUUCGGGGUCGAAUUAUCCCCAGAUAACAUUGCUGUUGCUAUGGUAUAUUUUGUUCAGGGUGUUUUGGGCCUAUCCAGGAUUGCAGUCAGUUUCUACUUGAAAGAUGACCUGCAUCUAGAUCCUGCGGAGACAGCCGUCAUAUCUGGUGUGUCAUCAUUACCUUGGCUUGUCAAACCCCUGUAUGGAUUCAUUAGUGACUCCGUGCCGCUUUUUGGCUAUCGAAGAAGGUCAUAUUUGGUCUUAUCAGGACUUCUAGGAGCUCUUUCAUGGAGUUUGAUGGCUACCUUUGUCGCCAGCAAAUAUGGUGUUGCCUUUUGCAUACUUCUUGGAUCGCUUUCUGUAGCCUUUUCAGAUGUAGUUGUUGACUCUAUGGUUGUAGAAAGGGCUCGUGGUGAAUCACAAAGCAUGUCAGGAUCUCUUCAGUCUUUAUGCUGGGGUUCGUCUGCUUUUGGAAGCAUUGUGAGUUCUUACUUCAGUGGAUCCUUGGUGGGUACAUAUGGUGUCAGGUUUGUCUUUGGAUUGACAGCUUUGCUUCCCUUGAUAACAUCUGCAGUUGCAGUCCUUGUGAAAGAGCAGCCAGUAGUUGGCUCGAUGAGGGGACCUAAUACUUCGUCGGACAGUAACACUGGCUUUAUAGCAAGCUCCAAAAGUAGCAUAAUGCAAUUGUGGAGCGCUGUAAAGCAACCCAAUGUAUUACUUCCGACCUUAUUUAUUUUCUUGUGGCAAGCGACACCACACUCUGAAUCUGCCAUGUUUUAUUUCACUACAAACAAACUCGGUUUCACCCCUGAGUUUCUGGGACGUGUAAAGCUCGUCACUUCUGUUGCAUCACUGCUUGGUGUUGGACUUUACAAUGGUUACUUGAAAACCAUGCGCUUGAGAAAAAUAUUUCUAGCUACUACCUUUAUUGGUUCAACCCUUGGGAUGACACAGGUUUUGCUUGUCACUGGAUUGAACAGACGGUUUGGCAUUAGUGAUGAGUGGUUCGCGAUUGGGGACUCCUUGAUUUUGACAGUUCUUGGACAAGUGUCGUUCAUGCCUGUUCUCGUAUUAGCAGCUAAACUAUGCCCGGAGGGCGUGGAGGCUACUCUUUUCGCGACCCUCAUGUCAAUUUGCAAUGCUGGGAGUGUGCUUGGAGGUCUGAUGGGAGCUGGACUAACUCAACUCCUUGGUGUCACAAAGGAUAGAUUUGAUAAUCUUGCCCUUCUCAUUAUUCUCUGCAAUCUCAGUUCAUUGUUGCCUUUACCACUACUCUGCCUCCUCCCUGAAGAUAUAGCCGACGUUGAUUCGAAAGAGGGCGACGACAUUGAGAUGAAAUCUAAUUGAAUCUGGUGUAACUGUUGCUGCAAGAAUAAUAACAGCAGGUGGAGGAGACCUAUAGCUGUAGUCAGAAAAAUGAUGUCUUGGAAUUUUGAUGGUAUAUUCAAGAAACUUAUUGGGGGAUGAUAUAACUUAAUCAUCUCACUCCCCCCUUGUGAUGUUGUAUAUUGUACAAAGUUAUUUUAUCAACUUAAGCAUCUUCUUCCCUUGA
Molecule: messenger RNA, 1952 nt
Organism: Salvia miltiorrhiza (redroot sage)
Lineage: Eukaryota; Viridiplantae; Streptophyta; Magnoliopsida; Lamiales; Lamiaceae
Product: folate-biopterin transporter 1, chloroplastic-like
Exons: 10
Coding region: 263-1747 (494 amino acids)
Cellular component (GO): membrane
Source: RefSeq, a predicted model, not a curated record